Molecule: messenger RNA, 903 nt
Organism: Symbiodinium natans
Lineage: Eukaryota; Dinophyceae; Suessiales; Symbiodiniaceae
Source: the annotation of a GenBank genome assembly
AUGGGCAGUGCCUCGAAGGGCCACGCGCGAGUUCCAUGCCUGGCCGCGGCAUCAUACAUGGCCCUGAGCCGCAUGGCCUGGGGUUCUUCCUCCAUUCUGAAUUGGUCAUCAGAGACGCGGUGGGCGAAGACUCCUCUUCAAAGGGACAACCUCUUCUUUGUUUGCAGGUACUGCCCGGGUGAUCCUCCCUGCGGUGGCGCCACCUAUGGCACGUGCAACCGGGCGUCGCCAGGUGAUCCUUUGCGCAGGGCAUGGAUCUGUGAGUGCGAGGAGACCUUCAAUGGCAGCGCCUGCGACGAGCGCAUCUGUCCCGUGUGCCAGAACAACGGAACCUGCGUCGGCGAAGGUCAGAACCUCACGGCCGAAUGGACUUGCGAGUGCCCCUCCACCCACCAGGGCGAUCGAUGCCAGUUUCUGCGCUGCCCAAGCGACUGCAGCAACGCAGGCGACUGCGACAAGUUCACGGGCAUUUGCGCCUGCUUCGACGGCUACGAUGGGGCGGAUUGCAGCCUUGCGCCCGGCCAGCUGGUGCCCAUCACCAAUGCCAUCGAGCUCUCCCUCACCUGGGGCCUUCAGGGCUACGAGGAGGACAACAACUCGGCCCCAGAGUACGACAUGGGCUUCGACCUCUACGACCCAGAGGUGCAGGAGUGGAUCCUAGACACUUGCAGAGCUGCGCGCACUUCCGUGAACCUCCUGGUGCGAGAGGAGAUGAUUUGCUGGAUCGAAGUGGUGGAGAACAUCAUGCAGCUCUUGAAGAAGCAUCGCUUGGUCCCGACGAUCCAGCUUGAGCCCAUGCUUGUGGCUCCCUGCAACAUUGAUGGGUACGGCAUAGACUCACGGGAUGGAGGCUCUGCAAUGCCAGUCAGCUCCAGUGCGCGAACGGCCUCUGGGGCUCAGUAG